CUUUGAGGCUGCUGGAGUCUGAUGCAUGUUGACUUCACCGGACGGAGAUUAAAGCUUUGGGGACUUUGACGUAAAUGGUGACACAGAGAGACCCUGAGGAGCUGCAGCUCUUCCUGUCGCCCUGCUCCGUUUAAAGGAACAUUCUCUCUAAAACGUUGGUGGGCUGCAGACUCUGUGGGCUUAGUAAGAAUAAUCAUUUCAUUUAUAAAGCGCUUUCAAUCAAAGUGCUGUACAGGCAGAUUAAAAACACAUUAAUAAAAAAAUAACUCUCGAAACAAAGCAAAGGGAAAACAAGUGGGCCUUUAGCUUUGCUUUGAUCCACAGAGCAUGCCUGUCUUUACAUCCAGAAGACCAAAGUUCAGGUUCGUGAAAAGGGAAAGCUCGCUCACCUACAGUCUAUUUCCUGACUUUAGGAAACAUCAAAAGGCCAAUUCCCUGAGAACAGAGAGCACGAGAAGGUACUUACACCUGAAGAUAAUUUAAAUACGCAGGCGCAAGUCCUAUAUGUUAGCAAGAGCACCUUGAAGUCAGCUCCAACCUGACAAGAAAGCCAACAAAGAGAGGCCAACACUGGGGUAACAUGCUCAUAUUACCCCACAGUGGUCAAGAUACCACCAUCUGCAGAACUCUAAAAGUUUUUUGAGGCAGUACAGACUGAGGGCAUUGUAUUAGUCCAAGCGAAAUGUUACAAAUAAAUGGAUCAGGACUUCAGCAUCCUUGUAAGACAGGGUUGACCCGAUCUUAGCAAUUCUUCUGAGCUGACAAAAGGACGCUCUAGACACCUACUUAAUAUGCUUGUUAGAUACAAGGGUCUGAUUUAAAAACACCACCAAGGUUUUUCAUUUUGUCGGUACAUUAUACAACACAGUCAUCAAAAGACAGAGAAACAUUUUCAAAGAAGAUGACUUGAUGACGUCCAAUGAUCAUCAUCUGUCUUUGCAGAGUUGAGGAACAAGAAAUUCUCCAAGAAUCAAUCUUUAACAGCUGAAAGACAGACACCAUGUUUGAUCUAAUUGCAGACUGAAAGGUCUCCAACAGAUCAUUUCAUUACUGGAUGAGCUGCUUUGAGAAAACUUUCUCAAACACAUUUGCUAAAAAAGCAGAGUUUGAAAUAGGUCUGUAAAUUAAUGAAGAGUCAGCAUCUAGUCCAGACUUCUUUAAUGAAGGUUUAACCACUACUGACUUAAAACAUGCAGAGAAAAGAAAGGGACUUAUUUAAAAUAGUUCAAAUGUAUGGGACCAAAGAUCCUUUAUAACCCAUGGUGGAAAAGGAUCCAGAGAACAGGUUUUUGAGCGUGCUGAAAUAACAAUGUUAGACAAAUCAGACAAUGAAGGGAACCCAAAAUCAGGUAACCCUCGUCCACUGCUAAUAGGAGCAGCAGCAAGUUAAUAUCACCAGGUGGAACCUGAGGAAUUUCCACUCUGAUGUCCUCAACCCUGUCGUUAAAAAACCAAAGAAAAUCUUAAUACAAAUAUGUGUAUAUUUGUUGUUUCCAUGAGUUUUAUGUCCAUCUUUCUUGUUAAAAGAUUUAUAGCUCUAAUCAGAACUGUCAGUUUUACCGGAGUCUCUGUAAAGUCAUACAGCCUGAAAUUUUAUCAUCUCAGUUUUGUGACAUAAUGUCCUAAAUUUGUCCAGAUUUUUCAUAAAGGUUUUUAAAUUUAAAUCACGUGGUUAUUAAAAGACCUUAAAAGUAAUGCUCUAAAACUUCCAGUAACGCUGAUUAAGGCUGGUAGAAGUUAAAGAAACGCCAGCAGCUUUAAGCGUAAACAUCAGAGAAUCGCUGCAGUGUAAUCCUCAGACGUUGAUUCAGCUGAUAAUGUGGGAAAGCAGGAGAUUUCUAGUUGGACAGCAACGUUUCCAACUGGACUGGGCUGUGAUCAACAGCAUUUAGACCUCGGUGUUCUGUGUAGAAGAAGAAACCUCUGCUGAUUCCUGUCUCAGAGUAUAGAUGAGUCGCAGACAAAUGAUUCACUUUGGACAAAAGGUGAAAAUCCUCCCGUCACUUCCUGUUUGACGGAGCAGAGUUCCUGUCCUCUGCUGACCUAGGAGGUGAGCUUCCUGAUUGUCUCGUUAUCGAAGUAAAUAUUGUCAGGGUGACGUCAGAACCGCUCGUGUUCAGUAUAAACUCUCCAGACUGAAGCUCAGCCUCAGUAUCCAGCAGGCAGGCGGAGCUCAGCUAACAAUAGAGCCUUCAGCAUCCAUCGCCGUCGUGUCCGAGUCCGUCAGCACCAUGGUCAGCAGCAGGAUUCUGCUCCUCAGUGCCUCUUAUUGGCUGCUGGUGGCUUUGGGAAGCUGUGAUGAGCUGAUAGAGGAGCGAUCACCUGAGUACGGCGUUAUCAAGACUGAGGAGGAGAAGGAGCUGAUUGAAGCUCUGCAGGAAGUUCUGGAGAAGCUGAAGAACAAACAGCUGCCGCCAUCAGAGAAGAAGCUCGGCUGGCUUCCACCUUGUGAUGCCAGUGAGCAGUGUGCGGUGCGUAAAGGGGCGAGGAUCGGGAAGCUGUGUGGAUGUCCCAGAGGAACGUCCUGUAACUUCAGUGUCCUCAAGUGUGUUUAGAGCUGAGAUAGAAAAAUGGUGUAGAUCAAACACGGAAAAUAAACUUUUAAAAAACUUUUUACA
This is a messenger RNA of Girardinichthys multiradiatus, 2618 nucleotides long. Its product is annotated as cocaine- and amphetamine-regulated transcript protein-like. Lineage: Eukaryota; Metazoa; Chordata; Actinopteri; Cyprinodontiformes; Goodeidae. Gene Ontology annotation, biological process: positive regulation of MAPK cascade; cellular response to starvation; adult feeding behavior. The record is from RefSeq and is a predicted model, not a curated record. The transcript has 3 exons. Bases 2232 to 2555 code for a protein of 107 amino acids. Gene Ontology annotation, molecular function: neuropeptide hormone activity.